ACGGGUUCCCAGGCUGACGUCAGACUGAGUCGGUCCGGGGCUGGGCUGGGAAAACAUGGAAUAACGGAGAAAGGCUCGCUGCACCUUCCCGAGACAUCCCUCACUGAGAACCAGUUCACCUGAGGAGACCAACUCCCUUCUGUCACAUUGGGACUGUGUUGGGUGGUGGGGAAGGCCUAGUCCCCCACCUUGAUCAGGCCAGACACCCCACACAUCCCCCCAACCAUGGACAAACACGGAGCCACGAGUGCACCGGCCAAGACCAGCGGGCUGAAACCUCCCAGCAAAAUAGUCCGUCCUUCAGGGGCGCCCACAAGGACGUCCCCGUCAUCUGGUACUCCAAAGCCAGUUCCUCCCGAGAAGUCCUCCGGGGGUGUGACCUCCCCCACCCAGGAUGGAAACACAGACUUCCAGAUUGGUGAGAAGGUCUGGGUCAACGGCAACAAGCCCGGCUAUGUGCAGUUUGUUGGAGGGACACAGUUUGCUCCCGGGCAGUGGGCCGGCAUCGUGCUGGACGAGCCCAUCGGGAAGAACGAUGGGUCAGUAGCAGGAGUUCGCUACUUCCAGUGUGAGGACGGCCGGGGGAUAUUCACACGGCCAUCAAAGUUGUCAAGGACUGCACUGCCAGAGAAGGAGGCAAACGGAGGUCAGGCCAGCCCAGCACCAGCAGCCCCAGCAACCAGCGAGUCUGCACCUGCUGGCACUACCUCCACUGCUCAUGGCACCGGCAUAAAGAUGAGCAGUGCGCUUAACCGAAUGGCGGCAUCCAGUGAGUCGGUGUCGAACCUGUCAGACCCAGAUUCCAUGAAGAAGAUCAGAAGGGAGCUGAGGCUGGGAGACCGAGUGUUGGUUGGUGGUACCAAGGCCGGAGUUGUGCGGUUUCUUGGAGAGACGGACUUUGCCAAAGGAGAGUGGUGUGGAGUGGAACUAGAUGAACCUCUUGGGAAGAAUGAUGGAGCUGUAGCUGGAACCAGAUACUUCCAGUGCAUGCCUAGGUAUGGUCUGUUUGCUCCGGUCCACAAAGUGACGCGGAUCGGCUUCCCCUGCACCACCCCGACCAAGGCGAAGAGCUCACGGAGAAGGUCUACUCUCAAGAGGAGCCCCAGCGCCUCCUCCAUCAGCUCCCUCAGCUCUGCCACAUCCUCCAUCAGUGGCAAACCCAGCCGAGCAGGACUGCUGACAGAGACAUCUGCUCGGUACGCCCGUAAGAUAUCGGGCACCACGGCGCUGCAGGAGGCUCUGAAGGAGAAGCAGCAACACAUUGAGCAGCUGCUGGCAGAGAGAGACCUGGAGAGGUGUGAAGUCGCGAAAGCAACCAGCCAUGCGGGAGAGGUACAACAGGAGCUGGUCCUGCUAAGAAAAGGACGAGACCAGUAUGCACUGGAGAUGGAGGCCAAGUUGGAUCAGCUACGCUCGCUGGUGGAAGCAGCAGAUCGAGACAAAGUGGAGCUGCUCAAUCAGCUGGAGGAGGAGAAGAGAAAAGUGGAGGAUUUGCAGUUUCGUGUCGAGGAGGCAUGCAUCACCAAAGGAGACCUGGAGACGCAGACCAGGCUGGAGCAUGCCCACAUAAAGGAGCUUGAGCAGAGCCUGCUCUUUGAAAAGACCAAAGCUGAAAAACUCCAGAGGGAUUUAGAGGACACUAGGGUGGCUACAGUGUCGGAGCGUUCCAGGAUCAUGGAACUGGAGAGAGAGGUGGCAGAUCUCCAGCUGAGGCUCCGGGCAUCCCAGCAGAAAGAGGACGCUGUGUCUCUGUCGCAGCAGCAGAUCAGCAGCCUCAAGGCUCAGGUUCAGUCUCAGGAGAAAAAGAUCAGUGAGCUGAGUGUUGAUGUGGAGAGUAAACAGAAAGAGCUUCAGUCUGUACAACAAGAUAAGACCUCUGUGGAACAGCAGCUGACCAGCCUGAGACAACAGCUCGAGACAACUGAAGAGGACAGCAGAAGGACGGCAAAAACCAUGCAAGAGUUGGAGCAAAGCGUGGAGCGUUCAAAGAAAGAUUACCAAACCCUGACAGACGAGAGUCAGAGCAGAGAGAAAGAUCUGAGAGCACAGCUGGCACAGUCUUCUGAGAAGUCGGAGAGGACGGCGCUAUUGUUGGGCCAGCUCACCAGUGAGAAGAAGACACUGGAGAUGCAGCUUGAGGCGCUGAAACAGCAGAACUCCAAAUACCAGGAGGAGCUCAGUCUCUCCAAUGAGCGAAGUAGCUCAGAAAACCAGCGCAUCGGCGUCCUAUGCAAGGAAAUUGAGGAGCUGAAGCUGGCCUCCCAGAAGUCACAACAUCUUGAUGAGCAUAAUGACGACCGAGACAGUCAGCAGGCAGACAUGAAGAGCAGAGAAACCGUCUCUAAUCAGGAAACAGAGGGAGAUGUCAACUUCCAGAAAUCUACUGGAGCCUUAAUCUCCGACAAAGACCGGGAGCUGGAAACACUGAGGAAUGAGAUCGCAGUGCUGCGAGGAGAAAAUGCCAUGGCCAAGACCCUGCAGUCGGCCGUAGAGACACUGGAGAGAGACAAAGCCCAGCUGCAAAGCCGAGUUCACAGUUUAGAGCAAAGUCUCAUGGGAACACAGGCCUCAGAGGGAGAAGACAGAGAAGCUCCACCCUCAGGCGAAGCAGCUCUGGAGCAGCUGAGGGAAGAGAAGGAGUUUGCUGAGGGACAGAUCAACUUCUUGAACAGUGUAAUUGUGGACCUGCAGCGGAAGAACGAGGAGCUGAAAGUCAAACUGAAGAAGCUCGCUCUAGCUGAGUUCAAUGGCAACACUGAUGGUUUUGAUGAAGGUGUGUCGAAGCGUGAAAAGAAGGCGACCCCUCGUCUGUUCUGUGACAUCUGCGACUGCUUCGACCUCCAUGACACUGAGGACUGUCCUACUCAGGCUCAGAGCCCUGACUCCGUACCUCACACCACCUACCACGGCAACCCGGCCGAUGAGAGGCCCUACUGCGACAUCUGCGAGGCCUUCGGACAUGCCACCGAGUCCUGCAACGAUGAUCAGACCUUCUAGAGGUGCUGAGCAUCUCAGCCCCUUCCUCUCCUCUUACCUCUUUCCUCCUCCCUUCAAACUCCUUCUCCUCUCCCACUACAUUUCCCACAACCCAAUAUGCCCAACUAAAGCCCCUGCAGAUUUUCCAUAAUGUAUUUUUAUACUGUAUUUAUGCAUAACACUAGUAGCUACAGUCUUGAUCUAAAUCCUCUCCUUGGAAGAUGUACUGUUCUGACUCUAAUGCAGAAUGCUCGUCCAAAUAUGCUGCUUUGGUGCAAUAUUGAUGUUUAUAACAAAAGGAAUCCGUCCUCUGCACUCAUCAUUUCUAAUGUGUUUUUUGCGUUUCUGUUUCUUUCUUAAAUAGCUAGCGGUGACAUUUCACAUCUGUUGUUUUUUAUGCUUUAUUUGUUGAUUGGCAACACAGUGAUGCAACCGAGCAAAGCACAGUUCAAGCUGAAGGGAAAAUGAAGCACCUCUAUCAGCCUCAACACUCCUUUAUUCUGCAUCACUUUCCUCAGUCUGGAAGGCUUUAAACCAAUCACAGAGUGAUACUGCCAAAUUACACUGAUGUUUUAUGUUUAGUAAUAUUUUUAAAAGCCUCUCUUCCAGUGCAUCUACUGACAAAGGAGUAUUUGGGCAUUUACGAGGAAAACAAAUAGAAACCUUCAGAGUAAAGUCAGAAUUUUAUAAGACAAGGGCACAAUAUUGAAGAGAAAUGUUGCCAUAAGACUUAAGAUUUUUAAACAAAAAUAAAAAAGUUGUAACAUUUUGAGCAGAAAAUGACGUUAAAUAUUUAGCUAAAAAAGUCUUAAUGUUUUAGGGAAAAAGUUGCUGUAUUUUGAGAAUAAAAAGUCUUAAUACUUUGAGAAAACAAGUUGCAACAUAUUGACUAAAAUGUUAUGGAAACAAACUUAUUUGAAACAAAAAGCUAAAAUUCAUGGCAUUUUGAGGAAAGAAGUUGUAAUAUUUUGAGGUGAAAGUUGUCACAGGCUGAGCUAAAAAGUAGUAACCUUUAGAGAAAUGGUCACUCAAUUUUUAGCAAAAGAAGUCGUAAUAUUUUGAGGACAAAGACAAUACAAACAAAAGAUUCCUCAUACAGCGUCUAACUGGUUUCAUUUCAGAACGUUAAAAGCUCUGAUAUUUAGGGACUUAUUGGUGAAACUUCUCUUUUUAUGUCCAAAGCUGAUAAUAACAUCUGACCUGUGUAUUACAAGGUCACAUACUAAAAUCUUGUUAUAUGAUUUAUACUUCAAAUAUGUUUUCAUUUUCAUAAAAUUGUUACUAUUUUAAAACAAGAAAAGUACUCAGAGAGCGCAGUACUCCACCAAAGCUUCUCAGUCGUUAUUUAAUUUCCGCCAGUUAAAAUAUUUUAAAAAAUUGUGGCAGAAAUCACGGCACUAUAGAAAGUGGUCAUUUAAUAUAGAUGUACCCACAAACAAAAUGACCUUGCACUGAACACAGGCAUGUGUUAUGCAUGUGUACCUCAUGUACGGAUAUCGAAUCACAUGAAGCGGGUGGUGGGAAUUGUUCCUCAUGUCAUUUCUGAUGGAUAAGUCCCAAUAAGUCUGCAGCGGUCGAUUUGUGGUAGGAUUGCAGUCAUGUGAUUGUCAGCAGUCAGCUGACGUAGUGUUCUCUUGUUGUCAUAGUUACAGUGACGCUGUGCCACUAUCUCGCAAUAACGUACAAGUAUUUACUAAAUCCGUGGAUCCGAAUUAUAAGCCACAUCACUGCCAAAAUCUAAUCAAUUGGUGCUUGUUUCAUUUUUGACCUUCCCUGAAAAUUUCAUCCAAAUCCGUUGUUCCGUUUUUUAAUAAUGUUGCAGACAGACAGACAAACGUACGCCGAUCGUCACAUUACUCUGCCGUGUUCCUUGUUGGGGUAAUUAUGCAUCAUGCAUUUCUUAAAUAUUACAACUUCAUUCUCACAAUAAUACUGCUCUGUCAGAGAAAUAUCAAUACUUUAUUGUUUAACAUUGAGUUGUGAACUUUUUUAAAAUCAAAAUAGUAAAAUUUUAUUCUGACAGCUUUACUCUCUUCGUAUUAUAUUAUAAUAUUACAACUUUUUCCCUUUUAAUGUUUUCAUGAUAUACGUCACUCGUUUACUCUCAAAACUAGUUAUAUCAUUGAUUAUUGUUUGGACUUAUUUCUUGUAGUAUUUCAUAUUUUUCUAAUAAAUGUUACAAAUUUCAUCUUAAAAUAAUACAACUUUUUAGUGGCCUUAAUAUUCUAUUGUAAUUUAAAUGUUAACUAGUGGGAAAUAUUGUAAAAAAAAUGAGAAAAGUUCAAUCUUAACUUUGGAAAUUGACAAAAAUAUACACCAACAGUCAAAAGUUUGGACACACCUCCUCAUUCAGUGAUUUUUAUUUAAAUGUUUUCUACAUUGUAGAUUAAUACUGAAGACAUCAGAACUAUAAAAGAAUACAUGUGGAACUAUGUUGUAAACAAAAAGUGUGAAUAUUCAGCAUUAAUCUACAAUGAAUGAAGGUGAGGUGCAAAUGAAGGCUGAAUAAAAAUCUUAAAAGUGGGCCUUGAGUAGAAGAGCCACUGUGUAGAUUCUUCACAUAAAGAUGGAUUUUCUUAAUUAUUUGUCUAAAGUGGUUCUCUGCUUGACAAAACAACUUUACUGGCAGGUCCAUUUAGUAACGCUCUGGAGCUUUUGAUCAAAAUCAUACGUUUUUCUUCAGCAGCUGAGGACUGCUCACUUGUACUGGAUUAAAAAUAGCAAAUAAAUCUUUGGCCACUGAUUGAUGACAGCUUAGUCAAAAUCUCCAGAACGUCCACUAAAUAGGCUUUAGCUGCUAUUUCCAAAGUCAGGAUGAACAUUUAUCUCCCUCCCGUGGGUUGAUAUCCUUACAGGAUGCCACUGAAAGUCACUGAGGUUUUGUUGAAUUUGCUAAAAAGUUUUGUUAUUUAUUGUCUGAUCUUCUACUUGCCAGUGAUUUUUCUACAGAGAAAUAAGCUUGCACUGAUAAAAGGUAUGUAGUCUGUACAGAUGACACAACACAGAUUUAACUAUAGAAGCCUCGAUUAACUUAGUUUUGCACUGUUCACUUUAACGAUUCAGAACUCAGAAAUAUACUUUAUGCUUCUAAAGUUAUUUAAAAGUUAUUUUAUGAAGAUGGACGGUGCAGGUUCUUCAGCUUUGACAUUUUGGUUAAUUUGCCUAUUUGCUUUUUGGCAGUUAGAUGAGAUGAUUAACACAAUCUGUCCUGCUGUUUAAAUGUGGAUUUUGGACUCUCUUACUGAAAUGUUAUUGUCUUGAGAAAACCUGGAAUAACUACAGACUCUGGAGGGGUAGAAGGAGCAGAUUUCUUUGCAGAUUUUAGUCAAAGUGUUUGCACAAGGGCUGAAAAAUGAACUGAUUUCAAAUCAAAAAUGGAAACUAAAGAAAACAAUUAAGGAAUAAAAUUAGCAUAUUGAAAGUUACAAUUUAUCUCUAAAAAUUAGCAGCACAGAUGCAUUUUCCAACUCAUUUAGGCCGAUACUGAUAAAUGCACAUACUUUAAACCCACUUGCUGAGAACAUUAAAUCCCUCCUGUAGUCCACUGAACAGAUUAUUCCAACUGUUAUUAUGUAGCAGAGGCUUUAAAUGCAAUACUCUUGGGCAAAAUAAGAACAAAGAAAAUAAGAAAAAUAAUAUAGCGAUAAUAAUAUAACAAAAUUAAUAUAACCAACAUUAAAUUACAUGCCACAUUUAUUUUUUUAUUUGAACUGUAUGCUUUUAUUGUGUUCUUCUUUUAGGAUUUUCAUUAUCUGCCUGUCAGUGCUAACAUUUCAUUUUAAUUCUCUUAUCAAUAUCGAUAUCUUUGAUUUCAACUACAAAUGUACUCAAAUAGAAGCAACAAUAGAUUUGUAUUUGUUGAUUUACACUCCCGUUCAAACGUUUACAGUCACUUAGAAAUGUCCUUAUUUUGGAAAGAACAUCAUGUUUUUCAAUGAAGAUAACAUUUAAUGAAUCAUAAAUCCAGUCUAGACAUUGUUAAUGUGGUAAAUGACUAUUCUAGCUGGAAACGUCUGAUUUUUAAUGGAAUAUUACCAUAGGGGUAUAGGGGAACAUUUCCAGCAACCAUCACUCCUGUGUUCUAAUGCUACAUUGUGUUAGCUAAUGGUGUUGAAAGGCUAACUGAUGAUUAGAAAACCCUUGUGCAGUUUUGUUAGCACAUGAAUAAAAAUGUGAGUUUUCAUGGACAACAUGAAAUUGCCUGGGUGACCUUAAACCUUUGAAUGGUAGUGUGUAGAUUUUCAAGUCCUUCUGGGCUCUGCAAGCUCAAAAUACAUCAUGAGAGCACUUUUGAGUAAAGAAAAGCUUGUGGUAGCGCUAAAUGUCCGCUGAGAUGUAUUUUCAUGCAUUUUUAAAGUACAAAUGAGUGAAACUGUAAGUCUACAUGGUUAGUUUAGCUCAGCACAAAGACUGGAAACAGCCAGCCUGCUCUGCCCUGCACAUCGCCUUCCAUGAAACAGCAAAUUGUCCUUUUUAUACUGUGGAUUUUGCACCACAUAAAGAAAGAAGAUCAAGUUAUUGUCAGUAAUUUAUGCCAGAAAGCAAAUAAGUUUUUCCUAAAAUGCCGAGCUGCUCUUUAAAAGAACCCUGUUUAGUGACGUGUAUUUGACUUCUCUUGUUCUAAAGCACAAUUCUGGAUCAUAUUGAAUCUUGUGGUGUAACAGUGCAGAUAGCACAGGAAGGGACACUUUCUCUGUAAAUACUGAUCAGAAGCCUCCUUCUGACAGACGUGUACACAGUGCCAUGAACUAAAGAUAGCUUUUAUGUGUACUACAUGUUAUUUUUCUGCCCUGUUCAUAGCGUUGUAUGAGGAGGUUUCUGCUCCAGUGGGGAAAACAGCCCGUUUGUAUAGACUUUAAAACAUUGUGUACUUUAUAAGUGAUGAGUCUAAUUAUUGUUGUUUUAUAUGUAAUGAUUUCAGGCACCAUGUAUCAGUGGUUUCAGGACCGUUCUACAGAUGUGGAUGUGGUGUGAACUGUCACUGUUUUCUAUGUACUGUAUACUCCUGAGCAGUAAAAUUAGAAAGAAAAACA
Acanthochromis polyacanthus (spiny chromis) is the source of this 8009-nucleotide messenger RNA. It is a transcript of the gene clip1b, whose product is annotated as CAP-GLY domain containing linker protein 1b. Lineage: Eukaryota; Metazoa; Chordata; Actinopteri; Pomacentridae. Gene Ontology annotation, biological process: cytoplasmic microtubule organization; positive regulation of microtubule polymerization. Gene Ontology annotation, molecular function: microtubule plus-end binding. The coding region runs from base 226 to 2997 and encodes 923 amino acids. The record is from RefSeq and is a predicted model, not a curated record. Gene Ontology annotation, cellular component: cytoplasm; microtubule plus-end; nucleus. The transcript is spliced from 23 exons.